AUGAAAAUCUCCCUACAGAGCUGGGCAGAGAUUGUGUACGACACCCAGACCUUCCAUCAGAGCCAACACUUCACCCGAGCCCAGGCUCAGACAGUUCUGGAGGUUCUCGGGGAGUAUAAUUACCUUCCUAUAAUAGUCGGGAGCAGUGUGGGGGGUUUGGUUCCGCUGGCGCUCAUCAUAGCUGCAUUAUACAAGUUGGGCUUCUUCAGGCGCCAAUAUAGAGAGAUGCUGGAAAAUCCUGAAGACAUCAACAUGGAAAAUGAGGCGGCCAAAGAGCCAAAAACUCGCAUGGCACCAGAAUGA
Molecule: messenger RNA, 303 nt
Organism: Staurois parvus
Lineage: Eukaryota; Metazoa; Chordata; Amphibia; Anura; Ranidae
Source: the annotation of a GenBank genome assembly